Molecule: messenger RNA, 1386 nt
Organism: Papilio polytes (common Mormon)
Lineage: Eukaryota; Metazoa; Arthropoda; Insecta; Lepidoptera; Papilionidae
Gene: Arr1
Product: arrestin homolog
Exons: 8
Coding region: 26-1171 (381 amino acids)
Biological process (GO): G protein-coupled receptor internalization; signal transduction
Cellular component (GO): cytoplasm
Molecular function (GO): G protein-coupled receptor binding
Source: RefSeq, a predicted model, not a curated record
GGCACAGUACCCGCCCGGCUCCACCAUGGUGUACAACUUCAAGGUGUUCAAGAAGUGCGCGCCCAACGGCAAGCUCACUCUCUACAUGCCUAAGCGAGAGUUCGUCGAUCACAUAUCCUUCGUGGAGCCCAUAGAUGGCGUGGUGGCGGUGGACGAGGAGUACGCGCGUGGACGGCGCGUGUUCGCGCAGGUGGUUUGCACUUUCCGCUACGGGCGCGAGGAGGAUGAAGUGAUGGGCCUUAACUUUUACAAGGAGCUGUACCUCGCUUCCGAGCAGGUGUACCCGCCGCCCGAGAAGCUGCCCUACGAGCCAUCCCGCACGCAGGAGCGUCUGCUGCGCAAGUUGGGGCCGGGCGCAGUGCCGUUUCGGUUGGCCGUGCCUGCGGGCGCGCCCGGCUCUGUCACGUUGCAGAAUGCGCUCGAAGACGAGGGCGAGCCUUGCGGCGUGCAUUACUACCUGAAGCUGUUCGUUGGCGACAGCGAGAUCGACCGAUCGCAUCGCAGGAGCACGGUGGCGCUGGGCAUCCGCAAGGUGCAGUUCGCGCCGAGUAAGCCGGGCCCGCAGCCCUGCACCGUCGUGCGCAAGGACUUCGUGCUCUCUCCCGGCCAGCUGGAGCUCGAGCUCACGCUGGAUAAGCAGUUAUACAUGCACGGCGAGACGAUCGCGGUGAACAUCUGCGUGCGCAACCACAGCAACAAGGUGGUGAAGAAGAUCAAGGCGUGCGUGCAACAAGCCGUGGAUGUGCUGCUGUUACAGAACGGCCAGUACCGCAACGUCGUGUGCAGCGUCGAGACACAGGACGGGUGCCCGCUGCAGCCCGGCGCCAGCCUGCAGAAGGUGCUGGCGCUGACCCCGGCUCUGGGCACGCUGCGCGACCGCCGCGGCAUCGCGCUCGACGCCCAGCUCAAGCGGCACGACACCACGCUCGCCUCCACUACUCUGCUGCUGGAGCCCGAGCAGCGCGACGCGUUCGGCAUCGUGGUGAGCUACACCGUGAAAGCGAAGCUGUACUUGGGCGCGCUAGGCGGAGAGCUCAGCGCCGAGUUGCCCUUCAUACUCAUGCACCCCAAGGAGGGGCGCGCGCAGCUCGUGCAGGCGGACAGCCAGGCCGACGUCGAGCUGUUCCGCCAAGACACCGUGCACCACCAGGAGAGCGUCGAGGUGUACUAGCCGCGGCGCUCCGCCUCGCAUCCCACGACCCUCAACCGCGCUGACCACUGCACUAAUUAUAUCUUUCAAAUCUAAGUAGAAUCAUCAUCUUGAAAUUUUUAAUUGAAAGGCUUAUCCUGGGGAAUUCUACUACUAUUCGUAUUUUAGUUAGCGAAUUAUUUGCUUUCUGUAAUGUAAAACUGUAACUCAUUUCAUUAGAAACUUAUCAUUGAAAG